This is a messenger RNA of Ipomoea nil (Japanese morning glory), 2106 nucleotides long. RefSeq lists its product as uncharacterized. The record is from RefSeq and is a predicted model, not a curated record. The transcript has a single exon. Bases 1 to 2106 code for a protein of 701 amino acids. Lineage: Eukaryota; Viridiplantae; Streptophyta; Magnoliopsida; Solanales; Convolvulaceae.
AUGAUGCUCAUGGGGUCGUCAGACGCCCUGAAGUGUCGCGCGUUCUUCUCUACGCUAUCAGGGGGGGCGCAGCGAUGGUUCACGAACCUGAAAGGCGGUUCGCUAGGCUCGUUCCAAGACCUGGCCACCCAGUUCAUUACCCAUUUCCUGAGGGGAAGGAGGCGCAAGAAGCAUUUCACACAUCUCGCUAGCGUCAAGCAAGGGGAGGAUGAAACCCUCACCCAGUUCCUCACGUGGUGGAGAAAGGAGGAAGCCGAGGUGGAGGACAUGGACGACCGGUCUGCAAUGGUCAUGUUCAUCGCAGCCCUCCGUGCUGGGGAGCUGUACAAGAGCCUCCGCCGCAAGGCCCCCGGCUCAUACGCAACCUUUAUGAUGAAGGCAGACCGGUAUGCCGAAGCUGAAGAAGCCAACCGCAUGAAGCGCAUAGAAGAGCACGGCAGCAGCAAGAAGCCAAGGAUCGAGGAACCGUCACGUCUUAAGAAGGGGGCUAGUUAUUCGCGGGAAAGUCUGGAGGAUAAGGUGGUUAGCGCCGGGGGGAGGGGGAGGCCCGCGGCGGGUUCACGAGCCCCCCCGCCAUGGGCACCGCCGGCGCCUGCCCCGGCGCGACCCACCACGUCAGCACCCCCGGCGGCACGGCCCGCCCCGCGGGUCGCCCCUUUCACCCCACUUAUCGCCCCACCCAGCGAUAUCUUAGCUUAUGCAGAGGAGUGUCAAUUGGUGAAGACAUUUGGUCCCAACCAAAUCCCGCCGGGUGCAGACACCACGAGAUACUGUAAAUUUCACCGCCGCUACGGCCACGCCACCAACGAUUGUCAGGCAUGGAGGAAAGAGAUAGAGUUCCUCAUACAAGCAGGGAAGUUGACGAAUUUCAUAGACUGGGAGCGGCUGGCUGCGAGGAACGCUAAACGUCCGACGGUCGGGCCUGUAGGGGAGGCUAAGGGGAAAUCGACUGACUCCGGGGAGGGCCCGGGGAGGCGCCCAGUGAUCAAUGUCAUCUUUGGGGGAGGGGCCUCGAAGGUAGAUGGUGGCUGUUAUGUAGGUGCAGUGGACGAACACCCCCAAUUGAAAAGGCUCCGCCGGGAACCGAUUUGGUUUUCGGACAAUGACCUGGCAGCGCGGGAGACUACUCCGAAGGACGCACUCGUAGUAGCCAUGGUGGUCAACGGGGUCUGCGUCAAGCGCGUGCUUGUGGACACAGGCAGCAGUGUUAACGUAAUGUAUCACGACGUGUUCGUGAAAUUAGGACUGAGCGAGGAUCAGCUCCGACCGGUGAGGACGCCACUGGCUGGUUUCACUGGGGACACUAUAGAGACAGAAGGGUCGAUAGUGCUUCCUGUGGAAGUUGGUAACCCCCUGCACGUGAAAAAAGUGGACAUGGAGUUCCUCGUGGUGAGGAUAGUAUGCGCCCAUAACCUCAUCUUAGGGAGGCCUGGGCUGGCAGCAUUGGGCGGACUUAUUUCGAUGGAGCAUUUAUGUUUGAAAUUCCAUACCCCCGAGGGGGUGGGGACGGUACGGGGUGAUCAGCAUCUUGCCCGGAAGUGCUAUGAGACGGCAUGCGAGAGAAUGCUGACGGAAAAGUUACCUGUCCAUACCGUGGAGAAGGAGGCUGAGAGGGAGAAAAAGGUAGGGCCCGAGCCAGCUGUGGAGUUGGAGGAGAUCCCCCUGGACCCAAGUCGACCAGACAAGUGCGUUAGGAUAGGCAAGGGCCUUGCCCCGGGGCUACGGGAACAGGUCAUCGCCGUUCUACGCGAAUACUCGAUGAUAUUCGCGUGGGGUCCCGAAGACAUGCCCGGGAUCGACCGAUCCAUCAUAUCGCAUAGACUGGCGGUAGACCCCAAUUUCAAACCCGUUAAGCAGAAAAGACGACACCUGUCAGCUGAAAGGAGGGCAUUCGUAAAGACAAAAGUAGACACGCUCCUAGCGAUAGGGCAUAUACGGAAGGCAAUGUAUCCGGCAUGGCUGGCCAACGUGGUCCUAGCCCCGAAGCCGCCCACUUGGCGCAUGUGCGUGGAUUACACGGACUUAAACAAGGCAUGCCCCAAGACCCUUUCCCCUUGCCCCGUACGGAUCAAUUGGUUGACGAGACAUCAGGAUGUGAGUUGCUAA